Molecule: messenger RNA, 1718 nt
Organism: Trichobilharzia regenti
Lineage: Eukaryota; Metazoa; Platyhelminthes; Trematoda; Strigeidida; Schistosomatidae
Source: the annotation of a GenBank genome assembly
GCACAAUUUAUAGUCCACUUUAACUUUAACUUAUUUCUGUUUCUGUGGAAUACUAAGGAGUUUAUCAUAAACUACUUAUGCAUAUGAGGCUUUUCCAACUAUGGAUAUUUUACCGCUUAUCGUAGCCAAAUAUAACAUCUCAAAAAUAACAUUGCGCAAUUUCAUCUGAAUUUCAGAUUAAUUAUUUGUCUCUGUCUCAACCUUCCAUAUUAAUUGAAGCGGUCAUAUAUCUGUGAAUUAGAGAAUCAACAGCGUUUUGGAAGUCGAUGCCAUAAAAGUUGUUACUUUAUUUGACCUUUUCUGGGAGACACUUCAAAUUUUUCUAAUGGUGAAACGUGUUGUCGUUCUUGGUUGUGGCGCCUGGGGUACUGCCACCGUUAAACUUGUUGCUGACAACGUUAAGUCUUCAAAAGAAUUUCAUGAAGAAGUUUAUUGGUACGUAAGAGAUGAAGAUUGCAACGGUCGUAGCCUAACCACUUGGAUUAAUCAAGAACAUAUAAAUCCCAAGUACUUGCCAACACUUGAUAUUCCUUCGAAUGUUUCCGCCUCCUCUAAUAUUCAGAAAGUGGUCGAAGAAGCUGACAUUAUAUUAGUGUCUUAUCCAUCAUGCCACAUUCUAUGGUUGGUAGAAAAUGUGAAGAAAUUUAUCAAAGACGGUGCAUAUUUUGUCUCCUUUUGUAAGGGUCUCAUUCUGUGUCCCGAGGAAAACAGAAUUAAACUGGUAAGCGAUGUUAUUCGAGAGCAAACUGGUAAAAGCUGCGUGGUCGUUAUCGGGGCUACAACAGCUGUCGAAGUGGCCAAACAACAUUUCACCGAGGCAACUAUCGGCUCCAAGAAUCUCACAUAUGCACAUGAAGUAAAAAGGCUUCUACAGUCCGAUUACCUCAAGCUUGUUAUAACUCAAGAUGAUGUUGGCGUGGAAUUGUGUGGAGCGUUGAAGAACGUCGUGGCGAUAGCUGCGGGAAUAUGUCACGGUUUAGAUUUAGGAGACAAUACUAAGGCUGCCGUAUUGCGUAUUGGAUUUUGGGAAGUAUCUGAACUAAUGAAAGAGUUGUUCCCUGACAGAGGUAUAAAUUAUUUAACAAUUGAACAAAGUUGUGGAAUAGCUGAAUUAUUUAUGUGUAUGUCAUAUAGAUCAGACGAAAUCCCGGAUAUUGGAGCAGAUUUAGAUAUUUUGAACAUCACCUAUGGAAGAAGGCUUUCUUUAAGUGAUACAGUUAAGUCUUCCUUGUAUCCAGUUUCCUCUAAAGAUCUGCACAGAAUAUUUGUAGACGGAGUGGAAUAUGCAAAACAGAUCUACAACAUAUUAGUUGCUAGACGCCGCACGACACAUUUCCCACUAUUUGUCACUGUGCAUCGUAUCUGUCAGAAUGAAAUGAAACCUCAAGGGCUGAUUACAUGUUUACAAUCUCAUCCAAUCCAUGCUUAAGCCUUCUGGGAUUAAAGAAUUUGCAGAGGCGACCUACGCGAAUACUUGUUUGUCGUAGUAUAUCAAUCUAACUUGAAUAUUAUACUUAAAUAAUAUCCGACUUUUUAAGAAAAAACAGAUUACCUAUGGCUUCAUUUUGAUCAGCCUAUUUUUCCUCUAAGACUCAUUUUUUGUCUUCUGCUUUAGAAUGUAAAACUCCUAAUGAUUGUGUAAUUACUAAUAAUCGGACAGUAUUUUCACACAAUUAACUAAAUUACGUUAAAAGAAAUAAUAUAAUUGUCCAGAAUAC